GCACUUUUGCUGCCCGGAUCCCUCGGUCUUCAACCGCAGUUUCAGACAGGGCCCUUCUUGCUGAGGGACGCCGCUGAGCAGAGGCCUAAUCGCUCCGGUUCUUCUUGUUUUGUAAGCAAGUGAGGCCGCCCUGCCGCAGGCAGGCUUGGCGGUAUGGAGUCGUCCCAGAUGAAGCUCUCCAGUGCUAUCCUCGGUCAUGGGGACUAUGAUUCUGAUUUCAGCGAUGAUGAAACUAGCAAGAAAUCUGACCGGGAGAGAAAAAGCAGUGAAGAUGCAUUACUUACAAAGCCCUUCCAGAAAGAAAAACAAAGCAAGGUGGCGCACAGACAGGUGGCAACAGAUGAAUGGGACAGGGAAGAAGCAAGAAAUCGAAGAUUUCAUUUAAUAGCAAUGGAUGCUUAUGCAAGGCAUAAGAAAUUGGUGAAUGACUACAUUUUAUUCUACGGUGGUAAGAAAGAAGAUUUCAAACGUUCAGGAGCAAAUGACAAGACUGACCUUGAUAUUGUAAGGGAAAAUCACAGAUUCCUGUGGAGAGAAGAGGACGAAGUGGAUAUGAAUUGGGAGAAGAGGCUUAGCAAGAAAUACUAUGAUAAAUUAUUCAAAGAAUACUGUAUAGCAGAUCUGACUAAAUACAAAGAAAACAAGUUUGGGUUUAGAUGGAGACAUGAGAAAGAGGUCAUAUCAGGAAAAGGACAGUUUUCCUGUGGCAGUAAACACUGUGAUGAAAAAGAAGGCCUGAAGAGUUGGGAGGUGAAUUUUGGUUACAUCGAGCAUGAAGAGAAGAAAAAUGCACUUGUUAAAUUGAGGCUCUGUCCAGAAUGCUCUUACAAAUUAAAUUUUCACCACAGGAGAAAAGAAGUCAAGCCAAAGAAGAGAGCAAGCGCUGAACAAACCUCUGGAUUGCUAAGAAGUAAAAAGUUGAGAUUAUCUGCAUCACAUAAACACAAAUCAAAGAAAAAAAAGAACCACAAAGAUCAGGGAUUGUUAGAAGAAUCAGAUGACUCCGAUGAAGGUUCAGGCAAUAGUGAUGUCCAAGAUGGUCCUUCAGAUGCUGAUUUUUGGAAGCGCCCUCCUCAGGAGACAGAAGAAAAAACACGGGAGGAAGAAUUUGAUGAGUACUUCCAAGACUUGUUUCUCUGAAAGAUUAUGUAGAAAUCUCAAAUUUUCUUCAAGCUUCAUCAGAAUCCACAGAUGAACAUCAAAUGAGUUGUGCCUCAUUUUUCUUUAAAUGUGCUUUUAAUAGUUCACAGAAAUUAUUCAGUAAAUCUUUGCUUGGACUUUUCGUAUAAAUGUGAAUUUUGCAUUAAUGUUCUCUAGUUUUUUUUAAAAUAAAAUUUACAUUCCAGAGCCAUGAUAACAUUAUGUUGAUAUUGCAAGCUUCAGCAUUCUGAAAGUAACAGGUGCAUAAAAGUUGUUGAAUAUUGAUUUUUUAAAAAAACACCAUGUGUACUGACAAAUGAUAAUUGAGUUUAGACCAGUUCUCUAAACUGCUGCAGGAGGGAGGCAGGGGGGAAAUUUCAGGGCUUAUAUAAGGCUGUGAGGCUUCCCUUUCCUGGUGCCUGGCCCCUCUGCUGACAUAGCAGGUGCCAUGUCACAGCUGCUGUUCAGUGUAAGAAGUAGGGCUGGGCUGAUGAGAACUCCUUGAACAGAAUCCUAUGGCCUCAGAUUUCCAGCACAGACGCAACUGUGUCUCCGGGAUGGAAUGACUCUGCUCCUAAAUACCUUUUCUUAAAAGUCAUAAUGGCCUAGAAAUGUACUCUGUACUGCAACCAUAUAGACUAGAUCUAUUUAUUCAAGUGACAUCAAUUUGGUGUAGUGGUUAAGAGCGACAAGUCUCUAAUCUGGAGAACGGGGUUUGAUUCCCCACUCCUUUGCUUGAAGCCACCUGGGAGACCUUGGGUCAGUCACAGCUUCUCAGAGAUCUCUCAGCCCCCCCCCCCUCACAGGGUAAUUGUGAGGAUAAUAAUAACACACUCUGUAAACCGCUCUGAGUGUGGCAUUAAGUUGUCCUGAAGAGUGGUAUAUAAAUUGAAUAUUGUUAUUAUAAAAUGUCCAUUGGAAUCUGUUGGAAUUAUUCUAAACAAUUGUAUUUAGGAUUGGUUGAUCAUUUCAUCAUUACUGUGUUUGCAAUUAAAUCCUUUGAAAUAAGGAAUUAUUUUUUGUCACAUUAUGCUUCAGAAUACAUAUUAACACCAAUAUUCAGACUUCACAUGCAUCUGUAUAGAUAAAUCUUCUUUAAAAUAUAGACACCAGUUGGGGGCCUGGGAAAAAAUCAUUGGGCUAGGGACUUAUGAAAUCCCUUCCCCAUAGUGAAAGACGUGUGUUCUGGGGAUGAGUGAAAGGCCCUUGAAUAAAGUCCUUGCUAGCUUCCUAUUCACCUAGUUCAGAACCCAAGUCUUAACACUGCAGUACUAGUACAGUUGUAGCAAUGGGGUGGAUCCAACCAAUUUUUUAGUGGUGAAGAAGGAAGGUCCCCACUGACUUCCAAAAAGGCUAUGUGGGAAGUGUGGAACCUGCUUAUACAAAAGCUAUGUGGAAUGGGGGCUGGAGCAAGGAAGUGGAAGUGAGAACGAAUGAAAAACCUGGCUGGAUGUAAUCUGUUGGCUGCUGAGCUCAAAGCUGGCUCAUGCACCCCUGAACUUGAGUGUUGCUGCAUGGGAGGGUUUUAUAAACUUCUCAAUCCCCAUGCUGUGUGGGAAACUUUAGGAGGAAUUGGGAUCUCCUUCCAUCUGUCCCCCCGCCCCACUUUUAAACUGAUGUUCAAUAUUUGAUGCUUCCUGCAGGACCACAAGCAUCCUUAAUCUUCCCAGAGAUGGUGUGGGAGGGGGAGUGUUUAUUAAUAUUACAGAGUCCACCAGAUGUUUAGACUGGAAUUUUUGGCCCCUCACAGACUUGAGCAGUGAGGUAUCUUCUUAGUAUGUGGCAUGUUCCCAGUAGUGCAGCUGUUUGCAGCUGUUGUAAUCCUGUCUGUGCUGAUAAUCACCUCGAUGUUUAGGUAGUCCUUUUGGUAUUGCCCCAGUGCUAUCACUACUUAAAAUCUUGAAGAGUGCCCUCAAGUCAUACCUAUUUAUGGCGCCCCCUGGCAGGGUUUUCAUAGCAAGGGACUAACAGAGGUGGUUUGCCAUUGCCUGCCUCUGCAACCCUGGUCUUUGUUGGAGGUCCCCCAUCCAAUUACUAACCAAGGCUGACUGCUUAGUUUCUGAGAUCUGAAAUCAGGCUUACCUGAUCCAGGGCUAUCCAGGUCAGGGCAUUUUAAAUCUUAUAUCUUGGUAUUUUGUUGUUUCAAUUUCUUUUCCCUCAAUUCAACUGUCACCUGGGAUUGCCACAUCAAUCAGUUUGACCUUUUUAUUUUCAACCACAGUAAUAUCUGGACUAUUAUAUUUUAACUUAUGUUUGCUUUGAAAUCCUGCAAGAUCUUAACUUUCUCAUUUUCAACAACUUUCUCAGGCUUUUGUUCCCAGUAUUUUGUUCCCACCAAUAUUUUGUUCUCACCAAUAUUUGGUAGGUUUUACUUUUUGCAUAAAUUCCUUAUUAUAGAGCUUUACUGCAGCUGCUGAUGAGAUGGUCAGCCGUAUCAUCUGUUACCCUAAUCUACACUUACUGUCAUUUGUGGUCUUUUCAUUUUCAUAAGUACGUUCUUAAUGCCUGUUUUUGUGCAGCUAAUAUAAGUCGUUCUGUUUCUUUUUCAAUAUCCCUUGCAUUAGUCUGUUGUUGCAAAUUAAUGUUAUUGUUUUGGGGAAGUUCAGUGCUUAUGCAGAACCCCUUAUCUUGUCUUCUGCUACAGAGUUUAAAAGGAUGUAAAUCAUAAAUGAACUUUCAGUUGAUUUU
Eublepharis macularius is the source of this 3828-nucleotide messenger RNA. Its product is annotated as protein FRA10AC1. Lineage: Eukaryota; Metazoa; Chordata; Lepidosauria; Squamata; Eublepharidae. Gene Ontology annotation, molecular function: phosphatase activity. Gene Ontology annotation, biological process: dephosphorylation. The coding region runs from base 154 to 1140 and encodes 328 amino acids. The transcript has 14 exons. The record is from RefSeq and is a predicted model, not a curated record.